AUGAUUAAAGUCGCCAUCGUCGGUACCAACGGGCUUGCCCAGUUCAUCGCCAACAGUAUUGCUACAACUACUUCACACCAGUUUGUGAUACUCUCCAGACGGCCAAGUCCGGGUCUUCAGGCAAGGGGGUGGCAGGUCAUGCAAGUCGACUACUCUAAUGCUUCAGCUCUUCGGUUCAAGCUCGCUGGUGUUGACACUGUAAUCUCCACAAUUAGCGGAAACGCUCAACUUGCUCUUAUCGAUGCAGCUGCAGGGGCUCAUAUUCGUCGAUUCGUACCUUCCGAGUUCUGUGGCCCUCCUUCCCUGCGUCCUCCAAAUGACUCCCUCGACGGUGGAAGACGCGCGGCUAUUCUAAGACUUCACCAGUUGGAGUCUACAGGCAUGAGGUUUACCGUAUUCACUUGCGGAAUUUUCUACGAGCGAUUUGCCCCCGGCGGACUUGCCAACUCACAGAUUGGGCUACAUAGCGCUUUCGGUCAAGAAGGGGACUUUCUCUUUAAUUUUCGGACUGGGAAGGCACAAAUGCCCUUUCAGAGUACCUCAACACAACCCGCGUCUAUCUGUAUGACCUCUGCCAGAGAUGUCGCCAGAUUCAUUGUCGAGGCUUUGGAUCUUUCUUCGUGGCCAAGAGAAUUUCGGCUACGUGGUGAACGUAUGAACGCCAGGGAAGUCAUCGCUGUAGCAGAGCAAGUCCGAGGCCGUUCUUUUGAGAUCUCUGGACAUACUCAAAGCUCACUACAGGACUCCCUAACAUAUGCUCGUGCCAUUGGCGAUCGCUCUAGAGAGGCCCGAGUUCACAGUCUCAUCGCUACAGCCGAAGGUCGAUUCGACUUUGUCAGUACAAAUCUGAACCAACUGGUCAGUUUUCGCCCCGAAGGAUUUCGGGAAUGGCUCGUUCGCGCCUGGUCAUCUGAGGCCUAA
Molecule: messenger RNA, 921 nt
Organism: Exophiala bonariae
Lineage: Eukaryota; Fungi; Ascomycota; Eurotiomycetes; Chaetothyriales; Herpotrichiellaceae
Exons: 4
Coding region: 1-921 (306 amino acids)
Source: RefSeq, a predicted model, not a curated record